Rhinolophus ferrumequinum (greater horseshoe bat) is the source of this 3349-nucleotide messenger RNA. RefSeq names its product hes related family bHLH transcription factor with YRPW motif like (gene HEYL). Bases 49 to 1032 code for a protein of 327 amino acids. Gene Ontology annotation, biological process: anterior/posterior pattern specification; Notch signaling pathway; circulatory system development. NCBI's taxonomy places the organism in Eukaryota, Metazoa, Chordata, Mammalia, Chiroptera, Rhinolophidae. Gene Ontology annotation, cellular component: nucleus. Gene Ontology annotation, molecular function: DNA-binding transcription factor activity, RNA polymerase II-specific; protein dimerization activity; RNA polymerase II cis-regulatory region sequence-specific DNA binding. The transcript is spliced from 5 exons. The record is from RefSeq and is a predicted model, not a curated record.
GCUGGGAGCCCGCAGCGCGGGGCUGAGACCUGGCAGCCUCAGCUCGCAAUGAAGCGGCCCAGGGAGCCCAGCGGCUCCGACGGCGAGUCCGACGGACCCAUCGACGUGGGCUGCGAGGGUGAGCUUAGCCAGAUGGCCAGGCCACUGUCCACCCCCAGCCCUUCACAGAUGCAAGCCAGGAAGAAACGCAGAGGGAUCAUAGAGAAACGGCGUCGGGAUCGCAUCAACAGCAGCCUUUCUGAAUUGCGGCGCUUGGUCCCCACUGCCUUUGAGAAGCAGGGCUCCUCCAAGCUGGAGAAAGCUGAGGUUCUGCAGAUGACGGUAGAUCACUUGAAAAUGCUCCACGCCACAGGUGGGACAGGAUUCUUUGAUGCCCGAGCCCUGGCAGUUGACUUCCGGAGCAUCGGUUUCCGGGAGUGCCUCACCGAGGUCAUCAGGUACCUGGGGGUCCUGGAAGGGCCCAGCAGCCGUGCGGACCCCGUCCGGAUUCGCCUUCUCUCCCACCUUAACAGCUAUGCGGCGGAGAUGGAGCCUUCGCCCUCACCCUCUGGCCCCCUGGCCUUUCCUGCCUGGCCCUGGUCCUUCUUCCACAGCUGCCCAGGGCUGUCAGCCCCAAGCAGCCAGCUUUCCAUCUUAGGAAGAGCGCCCGGCCCUAUUCUCCCCAGCGCCUCCUCUCUUGCUUAUCCCAUCCCAGCUCUCCGAACCACUCCUGUGCGCAGAGCCGCUGGCACCAUCCUGCCAACCCGGAGGAAUUUGCUGCCUAGUCGAGGGGCAUCUUCCACCCGGAGGGCCCGCCCUCUGGAGAGGCCAGCUGUCCCUCUGCCUAUGGCCUCCAGCGGCAGAGCUGGCAGGAGCAGCCACAUGGCACCCCUCCUGCGGUCUUCCCCCACGCCCUCUGGUGUUGUGGGGUCCCCUGCUUACACAGGUAUUCCUGCCUCCAAGCCCUCUUCCCCAGGGCCAGCCGGGAGGCCCACAGGAGCUGUGCUCUGCCAUUCCUGGGUCUCUGAAAUCACAGAAGUCGGGGCUUUCUGAGCUGACUUUCCCCUCAGGAGCUCUGAAAGUGACACUACCUUUUCUGCCCUGCUUCCUGGACUGGGUCGUGUAUGAAGGCAUCUUCUUCACCCUCUUCCUUUGGCCCAUCUCCCCGCUUCACGGCUUGCCCCAGUUUGUCCACCCAGCUCUCCUGGAACUGUUUGGAUCUUAGAGGCUCGUGUCACUUCUUACCUGGACAAAUGAGCCCUGGGAGAGCCCGAAGAGCUGUACCCAGACCCCUCUCCUGCCCAGUACAUAUGAGGCAGCAGGCAUGAAUCUCAGCUUUGGGAACAAAGCUUUGACCUAAAAGUUACGGUGGCCUGAGGCUGGCUGCUUCCCUAGAGAGAUCAGACCCCAACCAGCAGCAAUGACUGACUGGCCACAGCCUUCCCAGGCUGAGGGGCCGGAACAUGGUGUCUGCCUUGCUUCCUGAGACAGUAAUGGAGCAGGGGCCACAAGGGAACCCUGUCUGCCCCUACCCACCUGUCUUCGGCCCACCCCAUCGCGGUGAACCACAGUAAAGACCUGCUGUCCACCACGGCCAAGACCUGUGGGCUGGGGGCCCAGCAGUGCCUGCUCCUGCCCUCUUCCCAGCUGCAAACACCCACUGUCCAGCUAUCCAGCAGUUCCCCGCACACAGGUGGGAGGUUUCCUGGCAGCAGUAAGACUCCGCAACAGGGUGUCCUUACCACCAUGCCUGGGACAGCUUUUCCAGACAGGAGCCAGGAUUGAGCAAAGAGCACCCAGCACCUUGCCUCUCCUCCCGUCACCAUCCUCCAGACCUGUGGUCCCUGUUGCGUGCACAGCGAGGAGAGCCGUGUUCCCACGUGAUGGCGGCCAGAGAGGAGUCCUCUUGGGAUUCAGCACCAGACAUUUGUGCUGCCUGGUUUGCAUCCGGCCCCCGGAGCGCAGACUGCUAGGACAGCCAAGGGUUGUCAGGCUGGACAAAAAUAACUGCAAGGAGGGGCAAGAGGAAGGGCUGUGGGAGGCGCUUGGCCCUGCAAGGCCACACAGGGGGUCGAGGGCCUGAGAGCCUGUUCACCCAGGAUUCCAUGCAGCUGCCUCUGCUCAGAGGCCAUUUCAUUUCCCAGCUCCAAUCCAAGCCACUGUUCCUCUAACAGAGGGAACAGAUAGAUGGCUCAGCGACCCUUCCCAAUGGAAGAGCCGACUCUGGACAAGAUUGGGGCAGACCCAGGACUGACAUUCAGCACGACCAGUGUGCCAGACCUGUUCUUAAAAUGCAGAAACACUUCUGUGCUCGUUAGUAAUUACCUGCUUCUCCUGAGUGCCCUCCCCCGCCCCCACCAGGUGGCCUUGCCCCCAGGGCCCUGUGCUGAUUAAAUGCCCGGCAGACCCAAGGCUAUAGGGUCCUCCAGCUGGCAAUUCGUUCUUUGGUGCUUAUUCCACACUGGUUACUAAGUACUUCGAAUGUCAUUCCUGAGAAGGUUCUCUCACCCCCACCCUUAGAUGGAACUACCAGAGGCUGAAUUGAGGAGACUCCAUGGGCGCAAAAGUAGAAUUUACAAAAACUCUAGGGAAAAAGGGCCCUUUCAGAGAAGUGGGUCAGAGGGCAGAGAUCAUUUAAAUGACCCAGAAAGCUCUUUUGAAAAGGCAAAUUCCUCAAGGAGGCCUAAAGAGCUAAAGUAAUCCUUUCACUCCUCAGUGUUAGCUCCAUCAGAUUGCUGUCCUCCUGGACCCGUCCAAGAUGUGCAGCGUUGAGGAGAGAGGCCUUCAAAUCAGGGAGUGGGUCACUGGCCGGGAGUGCUCCUGAGGGAGAUAGAGAGGGAGGGCAGGGCGUCAGCAGGUUCGCAGGAAUUGGGAGAGGGGGACAGAGGGAGGUGGCACAAGGCUAAGACCCAUUCCACCUUUCUCACAAAAGGCAGGAAGAACUCUUCCUCCUUUUCUUCCUCCUCUUCCUCCCUCUCCUUCUUCCCCUCUUCUUCCCCCUCCCAUUCUUCCUGCCCCCUCCUCCCCCCCAGGUGGUGGAUCAAUGCUCCCAGGAUACCAGGUCAGUGCUGCAGCCCUCAGGACUUCCUAGCCGGAGAAUCCAGCGUUACUCCUAGUGGGGCUCUGGGAAUCCCAUUUCCAUGUUUUCCUGCACCCAACUCCAAAAGAAUCUGUUGAAUGAGGUGGAAAUGGCCCAGAACUUUCAGCAUCUUAGUUGAUAUUGGGUUCAUUCUCCCCAAGAGAUUGGGGGUGGGGGGGAAGGUGACUGGAUGUGUUUUUUCUCUGGUUGAGGAUUUGUAUCUUUUGUUUGUAUUCCCAAGCCUUUCUGGUGCCUCUGACUCCCACCCCAUUGCUGGGGUUGUUGCAGAUA